CUCAAAGCCUACCUCACUUGGUUGAUCGAGGCCAGAUAUGUGAGGGAGAAGAAGGUGACGGGUGGUGCACGGCCACUGCCUGUGUGAGGAAGAAGACGAACAAAGAAAGUCCAAGAGUGUCUACGGGCCAAGCAUGCGGGUGUUCCAGAUCGCCGCCAUUCUUUUCACCAUUGACCUUGCUAGCAGCGGCAACAGUUCCACAGCAAGGCGAUCACAACACCACCGAGAAAACAAUGUAAGAGCACAACGAGAUGCCAUUGAAGCUGAGGUUGCGAAGUUCGAAGUACAAGAAUCAGUAGCAGCGGCUGAGGGAGUGAAGCUUGGCUUCGGCAAAAGUUGCACCAGAGAUGACCAGUGCCGUUCUAGCCGUGGUCUCCAGUGCCUUCCAAAGGAAAGUGGAUCAGAGUGCUUAUGUUCACGGAGGACGCCCAUUGAAGUUAACGACAGUGGCAUUAUCAAAUGCGUCCGACCCAAAGCCAUGUACGAAUCUUGCCGCAAUAACCGGGAGUGUGGAUUCAACAACCCAAACGUGAAAUGCGUCGACUUCCUUUGCUACUGCCCGCCACCCAACGUUCUAUCUUCAGAUCAUAACUGUCAGCCAGCCGGCUUUUCGGUGGCAGGAAUCGUCCUCGCAGCAACACCAAGUUUUCUACUGGUUAUCACUCUGCUAGUUCUCGGCGGCAUCUACACUUUUCACAGGCUCGCAAAGUCAAGACGCACGGCGUCAGCCACGCUUCCUCUAGCUUCCUCAAGUGACGAUGCUUCUGGUGAUUCCACUGAGAAAGUAUCUACUACCAAAACUGUAGGAACGAUUGGCGAAUCCAGGUUCGGCCCCAAGCAGACGACCCCCACUUCUUCUGCAGACCAACGGCCAAAACCCAACACCAAGAUAAACCGUCGUUUUCUACAGAGCUUUAUUCAAUGCAGAGAAUAUCGUAACGCUUUACGGGAAGGGAAGAUACCACCCACAUCCUUCUAUCCACCCAUCGAAGAAAAUCGUACAAAUCAGACUACUACAGCGGCUACAUGUCUGUUCAAAGGGUACGCAACUGUGACAGAACAAUCAACAGAACUGGGGACUACAUUGUUGUUCAGGGAGUACAGGCGAGCUCCCAUGAACAAUGCACUGCGGCCGGAGGGCAGCUCUGGGGACCAUAGUGAUAGCUUGCGUUACACUGAAGAAAGUUACAGUGUUACCAUGAACAGAACCCAUCCUGGAAGGAGUUCAAUUACAGAGAGCGUCACAACAGAACCAAGCGAACAAUCUAGGUCACUGCGAAGCAAGAAUGUCAUAACGCAAAGCCAACAAGCGCGGUCUGAUCGACUUCUCUCUAGCGGAGCGCAAAUUUUGCGUGACAUGCUCAAUACUGACGAAGAAGUCAUAAUUACAGUAGCAAAGCAUAUGCCAUCAAGUCGCCAGGCAAGUGACACUUCAGGACUUCAUACGGGAAUUUGUGAGUCACCCCGUCCGCAAAGCAUGAAGACUAGUUCGAGCAGUACUUCAAUGUCGGAGCCUGCUUUCUCCCGAAUGCAGCCCGCGAGUUCCCUAGUGACAGAGAAUGCCAUGGUGAAGGGCGAACAUCCAAUAGUUGACCGAACUAUAAGUACGAAUGCCUGUCUUGCACCGCUUCAGUCAAUGCCCCAAAAUGAGAUGACGCUACAAAAAGAACUCAGCACUAUAAAUGCUUCAACGAGCGAAGACUUACGGUCAAAUUGGCUGUCAGUUCUGAUGUCAUUUGAUGGGAAAAGAGGUUCUCCAUGCUAUCUGGAACACGGAACAAGAACUGAAAGUCGACCGAACCCGAGCUACAGCGUGCGAGGUGCUUCAGCAGGCAAGUCGAAGCCUUACGAAGCGACACAUACCUUGCGUAGUGGCAAGGGACCCCAGGACAGGGUUUUGGAGAGCACCGCACUGAAACUUGGGAAAAGUGCUACGCAACCAACACAAACGCAUGUGGCCUAUAAAUCUGUACGGGCUUUACCUCGUCCUAAAACUAGAAGACAAACACCGGCCUGUACCAUCGGUACAGUGAGGGAUGUGCCGAAACAAAAUGAGCAAGGCAGCAAGACACCGACAAACACAACACCUCUUGAGGGAAGUCAGGAAAACGAGAUACAGCGACAUGACAGCCUAGAAGCCGUAAGCAGAAAUGGAAGAGACAUUUCUGCUGACGUCGACAUCUCUCCAGGACCUUUUCGUCAAGAUGUGUCAGAGACAUGCCCUGACGGCCACAACGGAAAACCUGGUGUCCUAGAUAGCGUUGCCCAACUAGGACAGCUCUACAUGCGGUCCAGAAGGGCGCGGAAGCCUUCGACAACGUUGAGAUCAUCUGUAUCAGCUCAAAAUUUGCUGAACUUACAUCGUCAGUCUGGAGCGGAACUAAUUGACUCUGUGCUUUAUCCGCCGAUUGACGAAACAAAGCGACCAUGGGUCCAGAAAAAGAAGUGCCUAGAAGAAGGUGACCUACCUUAUAACAGUGAGCCUAUUUCAGUAAAGAGCUCGAAACGAUGUGUCCGGAGUGCCAAGUCCUCACUUAGUGUUGAACAUGAGACUGGCAAAAAUAUGCUGGACUGUACGAAGGCUUCACCUGCUCCUUCCCCACGACUAGCAUGGCAACAGGCGUCGUCAACGUCAACGUCAGGAUCCAGUACAUUCCAUCGAUUUAUUGAACUGGAACAUCUGAGACGAAUGACAUGCAGAACGUCCAUCCAAACAGCUGUUUAUUCGGCGGAAAUUCUUGAUCGCUGCACGACAUCAGGUCUCGCACCAACGCUGACUCGCCGUCUUGCAUCGCUGGAUGAGACUGUGCGACGCUUGCCGAGGCACCCUGAACACGGUUCAUUCAGUCUCAACCGUGACAAUAUGCCUAGUAAUUACAGAGACCCUACUCCUCACGACGUACCUGCGCAGUCGUCACAAUUGAGCCAAGAGGGAAACCGCAAAGUACAGGGCACAGCUGAGAGGAAAAAAGAGACAAAGUUUCAACAUGAAACUGAAAACAUUUGCUGGACCGAGGUCAACUAUCCGCACCUACGCAGUAUCCUAGGUCAAGGAGAUGACAUCAAGUCGACCAAUGAGUUGCAACUCGCUGGUGCACGUCUUAUGAGAACCGAAACAUUUGAUGGAACAGUGAGGACAGCUGUACAAUCGGGAGACACCCGUGCUGUCCACUCACGUAUUUCUGACGACGGAAUGGGCGAUAAGCAGCGGUCAACACCGCGUUGUAAUGCGCAUAAUAGCAGCUCCUUACCGUUACGUUCACUUCAGCAGCAUACAAGCGACCAAAGCAGCAAAAGCUUUCAGGAACUACUGGCAGGCGACACUGUUUCGCGUUCGGUUACACAAGCGCGUCCCUUUUCAUUGGCACAACUGGAGUCUUUUUCGUCACUCAGAAGUAGCAAAGCCGGAGACCCACAAAAGUCAGCCAGUGGAGGAGCGACAUUGGAUUCACGACAUGCAGGCGUCGGCCACUCUAGCGGAUUUCAAACGCAUGUAUCUAGGCUCAGCUGCCGCAGCGGUCCAGUGAACAAAAACUCGGAGGCUGACUGCAUAGAGUCCUUGUAUAAUGUCAUUGUUGAAAGAGGCAGGCAAUCACGUCAUGAUCUGCAGGCAACACGUGUUCGGAAGUACUAUGCCAUUGGCAGCACAAUUAUUCCCGAAGUCGGCCCGAGCUGUGACAGCGUUGCCGACGGUUCUGCUUUGAAUGAUCCAUCAAGUGAACAGUGGGAGGUAUCGUUCCGAACUCCAACGGAAAAACUUUUGUCGUCAUCUACUUCGGACGUUGAUGUCAUUUUUACAGCAGCCACGUUAGAUCCUGAGGAUCAAGGCGUGGAAGGAAAUAGAGCCUCAGACAGUUCCUAUUGCUCUUUCGACACGGCAGAGUCUUAGUACUCCGUGGAGAAAUGACCUGAAUAAAUAGUGCUAAAUGUU
Messenger RNA from Ornithodoros turicata, 3931 nucleotides. RefSeq lists its product as uncharacterized. The transcript is spliced from 6 exons. NCBI's taxonomy places the organism in Eukaryota, Metazoa, Arthropoda, Arachnida, Ixodida, Argasidae. The coding region runs from base 134 to 3889 and encodes 1251 amino acids. The record is from RefSeq and is a predicted model, not a curated record.